Molecule: messenger RNA, 5014 nt
Organism: Xyrauchen texanus (razorback sucker)
Lineage: Eukaryota; Metazoa; Chordata; Actinopteri; Cypriniformes; Catostomidae
Product: H(+)/Cl(-) exchange transporter 3
Exons: 15
Coding region: 140-2752 (870 amino acids)
Biological process (GO): transmembrane transport; chloride transport
Cellular component (GO): early endosome; Golgi apparatus; membrane
Molecular function (GO): voltage-gated chloride channel activity
Source: RefSeq, a predicted model, not a curated record
AAUGGGUCAAAAUAACCAGAGAGGAAUGACUAACAAGUAUUAAGAGAAAAAUGUAUUUCUGUGUUUUAUUUGUUCUGAAGUGAUGAAUUGUGUCUUCAGAAGUCGUUUCGAGGCAUCGCAGAGGGCUUUGUGUUGCUAAAUGGAGUCUGAGCAGUUGUUCAACAGAGGCUACUGCAGGAACAGCUACAACAGCAUUACCAGCGCCAGCAGUGACGAAGAGCUCCUCGAUGGUGCCGGCAUCGUAAUGGACUUCCACACCACCGAGGACGACAACCUGCUUGAAGGGGAUGCGUCGCCAGGGUCGAACUACGCCAUGUCUAAUGGUGGGGGUGGAGGAGGGGCCAGUAGCUCCACCCACUUGCUGGAUCUGCUGGAGGAGCCCAUUCCAGGCGUGGGCACCUACGAUGACUUCCACACCAUCGACUGGGUCAGGGAGAAGUGCAAAGACAGAGAACGACACCGCAAGAUAAACAGUAAAAAGAAGGAAUCCGGAUGGGAGUUCACCAAGAGUCUGUACGACGCCUGGUCAGGGUGGCUGGUGGUUACAUUAACAGGACUCGCUUCAGGAGCAUUAGCAGGUGUGAUCGACAUCGCUGCAGACUGGAUGAACGACCUAAAGGAGGGUGUGUGUCUCAGUGCCAUGUGGUUUAAUCAUGAGCAGUGCUGCUGGGGCUCCAAUGAGACAACCUUUGCUGAGAGAGACAAGUGCCCUCAGUGGAAGUCAUGGGCUGAACUCAUCCUGGGCCAGGCAGAGGGUCCUGGUUCCUAUAUAAUGAACUACUUCAUGUUCACGUUCUGGGCGCUGUCCUUUGCUUUUCUGGCCGUGUCUCUAGUGAAAGUGUUUGCCCCCUAUGCCUGCGGGUCAGGAAUUCCUGAGAUUAAAACCAUCCUGAGUGGUUUUAUUAUUCGAGGGUACCUGGGGAAAUGGACACUGAUAAUAAAGACCAUUACUCUGGUACUGGCAGUAGCGUCGGGUCUCAGUCUUGGGAAGGAAGGUCCACUGGUCCAUGUGGCCUGUUGCUGUGGCAACAUUUUUUCCUACCUCUUCCCCAAAUACAGCAAAAACGAGGCGAAGAAACGUGAGGUUUUGUCUGCGGCGUCAGCUGCGGGGGUGUCUGUUGCUUUUGGAGCUCCUAUUGGAGGAGUCCUCUUCAGUCUGGAGGAGGUCAGUUACUACUUCCCUCUGAAGACCCUUUGGCGUUCGUUCUUUGCUGCUCUGGUAGCAGCAUUUGUGCUGCGCUCCAUAAACCCGUUCGGGAACAGUCGGCUGGUGCUGUUCUAUGUGGAGUAUCACACGCCCUGGUACCUGUUCGAGCUCUUUCCCUUCAUCCUGCUGGGGGUUUUCGGUGGCCUGUGGGGGGCCUUCUUCAUCCGGGCCAACAUCGCAUGGUGUCGUCGCCGUAAAUCUACACGCUUCGGUAAGUACCCGGUGUUGGAGGUGAUCACAGUGGCGGCCAUAACAGCCAUCAUAGCAUUCCCGAACCCAUACACACGUCAGAAUACCAGUGAACUGAUUAAAGAGCUGUUUACCGACUGCGGACCGCUGGAGUCAUCGCAGCUCUGCCAGUACCGCAGUCAGAUGAACGGUAGUCAGGCGUACCCUCAGGGCUCGGACGCCGCCGCCAUGCCGGGCGUGUACUCUGCAAUGUGGCAGCUAAGCCUGGCACUCAUCUUCAAAAUCAUCAUGACUAUCUUUACCUUUGGUGUGAAGGUACCAUCAGGUCUGUUCAUUCCCAGUAUGGCCAUCGGUGCGAUCGCUGGGCGGAUCGUGGGCAUCGCUGUAGAACAGCUGGCGUAUUAUCACCACGACUGGUUCCUGUUCCGAGAGUGGUGUGAGGUGGGCGCUGACUGCAUCACACCUGGACUUUACGCCAUGGUGGGUGCUGCAGCCUGCCUGGGUGGUGUGACCCGUAUGACGGUGUCUCUAGUGGUCAUCGUGUUUGAACUGACUGGUGGGUUGGAAUACAUUGUUCCUCUAAUGGCGGCCGUGAUGACCAGUAAAUGGGUGGGCGAUGCAUUUGGUCGAGAGGGAAUCUAUGAGGCCCAUAUUCGUCUGAACGGAUACCCCUUCCUUGACGCUAAAGAAGAGUUCACGCACACCACACUGGCACGGGAGGUUAUGCGUCCACGUCGCAACGAUUCACCGUUGGCCGUGCUCACGCAGGACGAUAUGACACUCGCAGAGCUGCAGGCCAUAAUCUCAGAAACAAGUUACAAUGGCUUCCCCGUCAUUGUCUCCAAAGAGUCACAAAGGCUGGUGGGCUUUGCACUGCGUAGGGAUAUUACAAUUGCUAUAGAAAAUGCCCGGCGUAAGCAGGAGGGAAUAAUGCUGAACUCGCGGGUCUAUUUUACACAGCAUGCCCCAACCCUCCCCGCAGACAGCCCGCGACCGAUGAAACUCCGCAGCAUCCUGGACAUGAGCCCCUUUACCGUCACAGACCACACGCCCAUGGAGAUUGUGGUAGACAUUUUUCGCAAGCUUGGCCUGCGCCAGUGCCUUGUGACGCACAACGGGAUUGUAUUGGGCAUCAUCACAAAGAAGAAUAUUUUAGAACAUCUGGAAGAGCUCAAGCAGCACGUGGAGCCUUUGGCGCCUCCUUGGUGUUAUUACAAAAAAAGAUAUCCUCCGUCAUAUGGCCCAGAUGGCAAACCAAGACCCCGAGUCCAUAAUGUUCAAUUAGCACCCUCUUCCUGCAAUGAGGUAGAAGAGAGUGAAGAGGAGGUCUGUUUACUGGACAAUUCAUCCCUCUGACCACAAGCCCUUUUGGUACCCUAAACCGCCCCUAAACACUAAGCCAAAUGGGACCCCACCCUGGUCGCAUCUUCUGGGUACAUGCACAAGAUUCCAGAAGGAGACUUUCGAGGAACAGCCUUUUCAGUUUGGUCUUGGACGCCUAGCCUGAAGCGACUUUUGCCACAUGCUAACUUUCUAAAGCUAACUCUCACACACGCAUGAAUACACCCCCCUUAUUUGACCACUUUUUGCCUCCUGCCUGAUAAAUAUUGUCUUAAAGAGGUGAAAGGUCAAGAUGAACCGCUCAAAUGUGAGGAGGGACCUUCACUACAGAGGGUGGACCGCCUUGACCCCUUCCACUGUCACUGCACCGUCACAUCCAGAAACUGAUUCUAUAACAUUGUUUACCUGUGUUGUGUGUUUUGUGAGGGAGCAAGGUGGUUUUGUAAAUGGACCUCAACAUUCCAGUCGGUAUAUAGUACUUUGUGAGUCUUAAUAAAAGCUCAAAAAGUAUUUAAAAUAACAAGAUGUUCAAAUGUUAAAUUAGGUUUUAUACUACCAAGGAAAAGGAUGUUGGGGGAGAACAGUGUGAAAAUGGUCUUCAUUAGUUGUCUUCAACCGCCAUGGGAUUGUAGGUAAAAAGCCAACAGAGUCUCUUUGACGGACUAAAGCAGGAAUAAAAUGCACAAAAAGAAAAGCUGCUUUUCUUUUACAGUUGCUACACAGGCUAUUAUAUUUCGAUGUAUUGUAAUUUACAACAAAAAAAAUAUGACAACCAAUUUACUUUUAGUUGGCAAACAAACGUAAAUGUCGGAAUUGGUGAGAUUGUUGACUCCAGUACAGUUAGAAACACCCUUCUCUGUAUGCUAACACUUUAUAAUAGUUUUGUUUUUCUUUCUGCUACUUUAAGUGUCCUGUGUGAUGUCACAACUUUUUACUGUUAAUCAUCAUCUGGCUAAUCAAACAUUUAAAAGACACAAAGUUAAUCAGUAACAUCCCAAGUUGGUUAUUUGGAUUUAAAUCAAUCUAAGUACAGCUUAAUAUUAAACUACAUGUAAACCAACUCAAUCCAAACGACAUUAUGGGGCAACGAUUGAGACUUGCUAGGCACAGUUGAAGCGUUUCUGGAUGACAAGGAAAUGUGACCUUGGAAGAUUAUAGGAAUGGAUGUUCGUGGACCGUUGUACAGGUACAGGCCAUAUUUAAUAAGCCGUGCAUGAAAACGAGGCUGUGGGGGAUACAAGUAUAGUCGAUUCAAUGACCUGUACUGUUGUGUUAAUAUCAACCAAUGUCAUAGAUUGUGAAAAUUAGACGGCCUAUUGAAUGAACUACAGAUGUAUCCUUCAUGGUCUCAUUUUCAUAAAAUGUGCCAUCUAUCCUGACAAAGUUUGUUGGGGGGGAUACAUGCCACAUUUUUACACAAAUUUGACACCUGUGGUAACUUCCUAAAAGCAUUUUCUGACCUACCAGCAUCUCUACGUUUAGUUUUCCUGGGCAAUAUUGAUUUGCACAUGAGCAUGGUGCUGUUGUUUUUUCUAAAACAAGGGCGAAGUGUCGUCUUUUAACAGAUCUGUGAAGUUCUGUCCUUUUGCUUUUGUUUCAGUGGUGACUGGCAUAACAAAGUUCCUCGCUGAUUUAUGGCAAACAAGCAGGUGUUGGCAGGGCCUCUGUGUUCUCAUUAGCAGUUGAUGUUCCUCUGUUAAUUAAUGAAGAAAAUCUUGUUAAAUAUUGAUCUUUUUUUAUUUAUACUAGUGCUAGAGUUGUACAAUAUGGAGAAUUUUAUGUAUGUUUGAUUGUACAUUAAAAACAAUUAUGUAAAGAUUAAAUAGUUUUAAGUGUAUAUAUCUUGUGUUUUCACUGUAUUGCUUUUUCACAGUGUUUACCGUUAGGAUGACAAUUAGUGGAGACUUAAAGGAAUAACCAAAAUUGAUAAUUCACUCAUCAUUUACAGUACAUAUGUCGUCUCAAAAGACCACGUGCAUCCACGCACAACUCACCAUGUGCCCCACUGAGAACGAACUACAUUAUAGCCACCACCAGGAGGUUAACCCAACUUGACUCUACCCACCCUAGCAACCGGGCCAAUUGGUUGCUUAGGAAGCCUGACUGGAGUCACUCGACACCCUAGAUUUGGACUUGCUACUCCAGGUGUGGUAGUCAGUGUCUUUACUCGCUGAGCUAGCCAGGCCCCCUAUCUUUUAAUUUCUUGAAGAUAUUCAAACGUACAGUGUUAUUAUGAAAGAUUAAUGACAUUAAAUAAAAAUAUAAAGGAGAGUAUUU